This is a messenger RNA of Arvicanthis niloticus (Nile rat), 1436 nucleotides long. RefSeq names its product transmembrane protein 74B (gene Tmem74b). The record is from RefSeq and is a predicted model, not a curated record. Lineage: Eukaryota; Metazoa; Chordata; Mammalia; Rodentia; Muridae.
ACGUGGCGCCCGUGAGCCAUCGAGCCCCCACGCAAUGGUGAGACUCAGGAUUUAUAGACCUUGAAGAGGACCCUGGGUCCUACCUGGGGAAAGCAUCCCUGGAUGCAGCAGGGUCUCCCCAGAGGCGGGGGAGGGGUCUUCUCCCCGCCCCUCCCUCGCCCCGCCCCGCCCCUGCACCGAGCGCCCAGGGCUCCUAGCCUCGGGUUUCCCUAGCCAGCGCGCGCGGGCGAGACAGAGGUGGCUGUAGGGGCGGCGGGGGCCGGGCACCCGCAGCCGCCUCCGUCUCCCUCCCCACGCUAACUCUCCCGGCGCCCUCGCCCGCCGCGGGCGGAGCUCGAUCAGCGUCGCUCCAGGAUCCGCCGCUCCCGCCCUUCCCUGUCCCUUCCUUCUCCGAGCCCCCCAGCGGCCGACGCGGUGCAGCCCGGCGCGGCGCGAGCAGCUGCCAAGGGGCCAAGGGAUGAGCUGGGGACAUUCUUUCCAAUGGCAUCUCCCCCUGGUCUGGAACUGAAGACACUGAGCAAUGGUCCCCAGGUUCCAAGGAGACCAGCCCCGCAGGGCCCAGUGGCACCACCCAGGAUGGGUGUGGAGAACGCCUGCUUCUUCUCUGAGGAGCAGGAGACUCAUUUCCAGAACCCUGGGGAUGCCAGACUGGGUAACUCCCCCAGUCCCCCUGGAGGUGUCCCUUCACUGUCCCGGUCCCAGCGGGAUGAUCUUUCUUUGCAUUCAGAGGAGGGACCAGGCCUGGAACCUGUGAGCCGCCCAGUGGACUAUGGCUUUGUUUCUGCUCUGGUUUUCUUGGUGAGCGGAAUCCUCCUGGUGGUGACAGCAUACGCCAUCCCCCGAGAGGCCAGAGUCAAUCCUGACACAGUGACAGCAAGGGAGAUGGAACGCCUAGAGAUGUACUACGCCCGCCUGGGCUCACAUCUGGACAAAUGCAUCAUUGCGGGCCUCGGGCUGCUCACAGUGGGUGGCAUGCUCCUGUCUGUGCUGCUCAUGGUCUCUCUGUGCAAGGGUGAGCUGUACCGCAGGCAGACCUUUGUCCCUGGCAGGGGAUCCAGAAAGACCUACGGCUCCAUCAACCUGCGUAUGAGGCAGCUCACUGGGGACGGAGGCCAGGUCCUAGUAGAGAACGAGGUUGUCCAAGUCUCAGAGACCGGCUAUACCACCCAGGGCUCUUAAAGGAAGAGUCCACCCUAUUUUGCUGCUUUAGCUGCAGAGCUUGGAGGUUCCCAGAACCUGGGGCUUCAAAGUGACAUCCACAGAGGGCGCUGUGGAGGGAGUUUUGGUGCUGGGGUGGGGGCAGCCUGGGGCCUGGCUUAGGUGUCACUCAGGCAAACACUGCUGAUGUGUUGGCAGCUUGAAGUUUUUGCAUAAGGCUUUGUUUGAGGAUGGCUUCUGCUGCUAAAAAUACAUUUUGGAAACCACUGUUCUUAGAA